Molecule: messenger RNA, 903 nt
Organism: Asparagus officinalis (garden asparagus)
Lineage: Eukaryota; Viridiplantae; Streptophyta; Magnoliopsida; Asparagales; Asparagaceae
Product: dehydrodolichyl diphosphate synthase 6-like
Exons: 3
Coding region: 114-848 (244 amino acids)
Biological process (GO): polyprenol biosynthetic process
Cellular component (GO): endoplasmic reticulum
Source: RefSeq, a predicted model, not a curated record
AGUAGUAAGAAGUUAAGUUGGUUAUCUCUAAUGAGUUUUCUUUUUGGGGCGCACAUCUACUGUGUUCGGCACUCAGAGUAACUAGCGAUUUAUUCAAACUAGAAGGUUAAAUCAUGGACGCUAAAACAAGCACUACCCUCAUCCCGACGACCCUCUUGGACGGCGUCCGCAGCUCCCUCCGCCGCCUCCUCUUCCAGGUCCUCUCCGUCGGCCCGAUGCCCCACCGCCUCGGCUUCCUAAGCCUCCUGACCACCCUCAAGUACUGCUACGAGAUGGGCAUACAAUACGUAUCCUUCUACGGCUUCAGUAUCGACAACUUCAAACGCCGGCCCACCGAAGUCCAAAUCCUCAUGGGCCUCAUCCGCGACAAAGCCGAGGCGAUGAGCCACAAUAGUGGCAUCGUCGACGAGCUCGGCGUCCGUGUCGAGUUCCUAGGGAAGUUGGACACGCUGGAUGAGCCAACAAGGGAAGCGAUACAGGGAGUCAUGGAUGCAACGGCGAAGAAUACAAAGAUGGUGCUGUUGAUUUGUUUGGCGUAUACUUCGACAGAUGAGAUCGUUCACGGAGUUAAGGGGGCGGUGACUGAGAAAAUUGAUGGCGAUGCAUCGAUAUCGGUGGAGGAUUUGGAGAAGAACAUGUAUUACGCAGGGUGUCCGGAUCCGGAUAUUUUGGUGAGGACUUCAGGAGAGACUCGGCUGAGCAAUUUCCUUUUAUGGCAGACGACGCAUUGUUUGUUGUAUUGCCCGCGGUGUCUUUGGCCGGAGAUAUCGUUGAGGCAUUUGGUUUGGGGUGUUGUGCAGUAUCAGAGGAAUUACCAGUACUUGGAGAAGAUUAAGAAGAAAAUGUGAAAGCUAGCUCAACUGUGUACCGUGGCAUAUGUGGAAUUUAACAACUAGUCCAUGA